Apaloderma vittatum (bar-tailed trogon) is the source of this 430-nucleotide messenger RNA. RefSeq names its product BTG family, member 2 (gene BTG2). The annotation marks the transcript as partial. Gene Ontology annotation, biological process: negative regulation of cell population proliferation; negative regulation of mitotic cell cycle. Gene Ontology annotation, cellular component: cytoplasm; nucleus. Lineage: Eukaryota; Metazoa; Chordata; Aves; Trogoniformes; Trogonidae. The transcript has a single exon. The record is from RefSeq and is a predicted model, not a curated record.
CAAGGUGUGGGGCCGCUCGGGGCUGCAGCAGGACACAGACCUCCUCACAACCGCUGCUCACAGCUCAUCCCUUCUCGCUUCCCUUGCAGAGCACUACAAGCAUCACUGGUUUCCCGAGAAACCCUUCAAAGGCUCUGGGUACCGAUGCAUUCGGAUCAAUCACAAAAUGGACCCCAUUAUCAGCAAGGCAGCUAGCCAGAUCGGACUCAGCCUACCGCAGCUCUACCAGCUCCUGCCCAGCGAGCUCACGCUCUGGGUGGACCCUUACGAGGUCUCGUAUCGCAUCGGUGAGGAUGGCUCCAUCUGUGUCUUAUAUGAAGCGACUGCAACGAAACCUGUGAGCUCCUAUGGCAUGCUUACCUGUAAGAACCAGAUGAUGUUAGGUCGCACCAGCCCUUCCAAAAACUACAUCAUGACUGUCUCCAGCUAA